CAGGUUAUUUUGAACAUGGAGUGUGGAGCAGGGAAGCAUUGGACUGAAGACGAGGUUAAAGCUCUUCUAAAUGUCUGGUCAGAGAAAAAUGUACAGAACUACCUUCUUGGUGCCACCAGAAACAAAGCAAUGUUCAUCUACAUUUCUAACAGGCUGCAGGAGUUUGGAGUGUUUAGGGAUUGGAAACAGUGCAGGGCAAAAUAUAAAAACCUGAAAUAUGAAUACAGAACAGUCAAGUAUGCCCGCAACUCUGGUGACUUGGGAAAAACCAUGAAGUUUUUUCAAGAGCUUGAUGCCAUCUUAACCUCUGAAGUUGUAUCACACCCUACAGAAGAGGAGAAUGCUAGGUGUUCAGACUCUCUCACCAAAAACUGUGAAGAAGAAACCCAGUCCAGUACGGACAUGCUCAAUGCAGGAGAGAUAUGUGUGGCCUUAGAGGAUGAUGACAUGAGCACAACAUCUGAAGAUCCAAUUACAUCACCAGCAAAAACCAAAGUAAAAACUUCAGAAAAAGAUUUUAAAUUUUCAGCCACUCAAAAGCCACUGUGUGAUCAAGUGAAGCCUCCAUUCAUCCCUUCAGUUGCCACAGAAGGAGGAAAACAUUGGACUGAUGAUGAAGUCCGAGCCUUGUUGUAUGUCUGGUCAGAUAGCAACAUACAGGGACAGCUUGAAGGAGCAGUACGCAACAAAGGAAUUUUUGAAGAAAUUGCAAAUAAACUACAGAAAUUUGGAGUAGACCGGGACUGGAAGCAGUGCAGAACUAAAUAUAAAAACCUCAAAUAUGAAUAUAAGACUGUGCGAAGUGCUCAAGGCUCAGGAAACGCAUGGAAAAGCAUGAAGUUCUUCAAUGAGAUUGAUGCCAUUCUGCGGCACAAGCCUACAAAACCAAGAAAUAAUAAUGAACUGGGAAAAGAAACUGUCAGUGAAGAGGAGAAUCACACUGGAUUGGAUGAGGAGGAUUCCUUCAGCACGGCAUCCGAAGAUUUAAACAACACAUACAUUAAAAAAGAGCCUCAAUUUGAAGAUGAGGAUUCUGCCAGUAUUGCAUCGGAAGAUCCAGUGCCUCCACUACACUGGAAAACAAUGACAGACAAAGGUGAUCAUAUUCCAGCAGAUGACAAAAUCAAUCAAUUCAGAGUCAUCACAGUCAAUGAUACAGGAAUAGGACGGCACUGGAGUGACGACGAAGUUAAAGCUCUAAUUCUUAUCUGGUCUGAUGGAAAUAUCAGACAGCAGCUUGAAGGGGCAACAAGAAACAAGGAGAUUUUUGAACAGAUUGCCAACAGGUUAAUGGAUAUUGGCAUUGACCGGGACUGGAAGCAAUGUCGGACAAAAUAUAAAAAUCUGAAGUAUGAAUAUAGAGCACUUCAAAGAGGAAAUAAUCAGCUCUGCAAUCCCAGGAGAAGUAUGCGGUUCUAUGAUGAAGUAGAUGACAUCCUAAAGAAGUCAAGCUCACAUCAAAGAAAAGAAUCAGAAUCCCUGCCUCAGUCAACAAACCUAAACGGAAAGAACAGUGAUGAGACAGACACAACAAAAAGCGCACAUUCUGCAGAACAACAUAAUUCAGAUGAAAAUGAAUACACCAACAAAGUGGAAGAACUAGUGGUCCUUGGUACAAAGAGGAAAGCCAAAAAAGAAGAAUCUCCAUCAUCAAGUAAAAAAAGAGUUCAUGCAGCACAGCCAAUUGAAUGUGUGGUGGACAGUCAAACUCUAUCUAAAAGCAACCUUUGCAAGCAAGAGGAAGAAGGCCUUUGCAUUCCAGCAACAAAGACCAUCACCCACAGUUCCAACCAAAGUGCCUGCCAGUUCACUCAGGUACAGCGACUGACCGAAGAAAUGGACUCUGUACACGAAUUAAAACUGGGAAAGAAACUUAGUGAAGGUAAAACAAAAGAGAUUUACGAGUUACCAGACUGCCAAGGUCUUGUGCUGGUACAGUCUAAGGACCAGAUUACUGCUGGAAAUGCGGCUCGAAAGGACCAAAUGGAAGGGAAAGCUGCCAUUUCUAACAAGACGACCAGCUGUGUUUUCAAGUUGUUGCAAGAAUCUGGGAUCAAGACUGCCUUUAUCAGACAACAUUCUGACACUGCCUUUGUGGCAGCUCACUGUGAGAUGAUCCCAAUAGAAUGGGUUUGUCGGAGAAUUGCUACUGGCUCCUUCCUGAAGAGGUGUCCUGGCGUAAAGGAGGGGUACAGAUUUACCCCUUUAAAGGUUGAAACCUUCUUUAAAGAUGAUGCCAAUAAUGAUCCCCAGUGGUCAGAAGAACAGUUGAUUGAAGCAAACUUCUGCCUUGGAGGUCUUAAAAUUGGACGAUGUGAAGUAGACAUUAUGACCCGCACUACUAUGGCCAUAUUUGAGAUUUUGGAGAGGGCCUGGGAAACACAGGACUGUACACUUGUUGACAUGAAAAUUGAGUUUGGUGUUAAUAAGAUGACCAAAGAAAUUAUUCUUGCUGAUGUUAUUGACAAUGAUUCGUGGAGAUUAUGGCCCUCUGGGGAUCGUAGCCAACAAAAGGAUAAACAGGUUUAUCGGGAUCUCAAAGAAGUUACUCCAGAAGCGAUGCAGAUGGUGAAGAAGAACUUCGAGUGGGUAGCAGAAAGAGUUCAGCUGCUGUUGGAAUCCAAGAAUCCUGGAAGAGUUGUGGUGCUGAUGGGAUCAACUUCUGACAUCGCUCACGGUGAAAAAAUCAAGAAAGCUUGUGUCGGUUAUGGCAUUCGGUGUGCUGUAAGAGUUACUUCUGCUCACAAAGGUCCAGAUGAAACCAUGAGAAUAAAGGCAGAAUAUGAAGGUGAUGGAGUUCCAACUGUUUUUAUAGCGGUGGCUGGACGAAGUAAUGGCCUUGGACCUGUCUUGGCUGGCAACACUGCAUUUCCAGUUAUCAACUGUCCACCAGUUUCUCCAGACUGGGGUGCUCAGGACAUCUGGUCAUCUCUGAGAAUGCCAAGUGGUCUGGGGUGCACCACCGUUCUGUCUCCUGAGGCCGCAGCUCAGUUUGCAGCACAGAUUUUUGGACUGAACAACCACCUUGUCUGGGCUAAAUUAAAAGCCUCCAUGUUAAAUACUUGGGUGGCUUUAAAAGUGGCUGACCAGAAACUGCAAGAAUGCUCCUUGUGAUUUAAGUUAACAGAAAGCUGAUGCACGCCCCAUGGCACUGCCAAAUUCAAAUAAUAAAAGAUUUUCUGACAU
Molecule: messenger RNA, 3186 nt
Organism: Erpetoichthys calabaricus (reedfish)
Lineage: Eukaryota; Metazoa; Chordata; Cladistia; Polypteriformes; Polypteridae
Gene: paics
Product: phosphoribosylaminoimidazole carboxylase, phosphoribosylaminoimidazole succinocarboxamide synthetase
Exons: 17
Coding region: 16-3114 (1032 amino acids)
Biological process (GO): 'de novo' IMP biosynthetic process
Molecular function (GO): phosphoribosylaminoimidazolesuccinocarboxamide synthase activity
Source: RefSeq, a predicted model, not a curated record